This is a messenger RNA of Thamnophis elegans (Western terrestrial garter snake), 5503 nucleotides long. RefSeq names its product tensin 2 (gene TNS2). The transcript is spliced from 29 exons. The coding region runs from base 101 to 4708 and encodes 1535 amino acids. Lineage: Eukaryota; Metazoa; Chordata; Lepidosauria; Squamata; Natricidae. The record is from RefSeq and is a predicted model, not a curated record. Gene Ontology annotation, molecular function: protein binding; protein tyrosine phosphatase activity. Gene Ontology annotation, biological process: peptidyl-tyrosine dephosphorylation.
CUCUGCGGUGUGUGGCGGUGGGAUCUGCGCUCAAGCAUUUUGGCAAGCCAAGGCUCAGAGGCACAAGUAGGAUCCAUGUGUCAUUGUCUCCUUGGUCACCAUGAAGCCCCGAAACACGGUGGAAACUCUCCUGAGAGCCCUGGGGAGAAGGGAAAGUGCCCGGAUACCAAGUAGCUGCCGGCCUGGGAAGGUGUCGGAGCCUCACAACUUCAAAGAGAAGGUUUUUAAGAAGAAGAAGAAGGCAUGUAUCGUGUGCAAGGAAUCCAUAGACGCCCAAGGGCUUGUGUGCAGAGUGUGCAAAAUGGCAAGCCAUAAAAAAUGCGAAGCCAAGGUGCCAUCUUCCUGCCAGCCCGUCCCUCCAAGCGAACUGAGACGGAAUACAGCCCCAGUCCGGCGCAUUGAACAUUUGGGCUCCACCAAGUCCCUCAACACUGCAAAGCAACGGAACACAUUGCCCAGAAGCUUCAGUUUGGAUCACGUAAUGGAGCGCAAGUAUGAUUUUGACCUCAUCUACAUCACUGAACGUAUCAUCUCUGUGUCUUUUCCUCCUGCUUUGGAGGAACAACGUUACCGUAGCAAUCUCCGAGAGGUGGCACAAAUGCUCAAAUCCAAGCAUGAGGACAAGUAUCUGCUGCUCAACUUGUCAGAGAAACGGAAUGACAUCAUCCGGUUGAACCCCAAGGUGCAAGAUUUUGGCUGGCCAGAUCUGCAUGCUCCACCUCUGGACAAAAUUUGUUCCAUCUGCAAAGCCAUGGAGACCUGGCUAAAUUCAGACCCUCAGCAUGUGGCUGUCCUUCAUUGCAAGGGCAACAAGGGCAAGACGGGUGUGAUCGUAGCCUCUUACAUGUACUACAGCAAAAUCUCUGCAAGUGCAGACCAGGCCCUCAGCACACUAACCAUGCGCAAGUUCUGUGAAGACAAAGUAGCUGCCUCCCUCCAGCCAUCGCAGAAGAGGUAUAUUCAUUAUUUUAGUGGGCUACUCUCAGGCACCAUCAAGAUGAACAGCAAUACACUUUUUCUGCACCACGUUCUGCUCCCUGCCAUUCCUACUUUUGAAAGUGGAGGAGGUUAUCAACCUUUCCUAAAGAUCUACCAAUCCAUGCAACUGGUCUAUACCUCUGGGAUCUAUAGCCUCCAUGGUGCCAGUGGCUCUCAGAAGAUCUGUAUCACUCUGGAGCCAGCCUUGCUCUUGAAGGGAGACGUCAUGGUGAAAUGCUACCAUAAGCAUCUGCAGGGCGGAGAGCGAGAUGUUGUGUUUUGGAUCCAGUUUCACACUUGUACCAUCCACAGCGCCCAACUCUGGUUCAGCAAAGACGAGUUGGAUGAAGCCUGGAGAGAUGAAAGAUUUCCCUUUGAAGCAAGUGUGGAAUUUGUCUUCUCUUCUAGUCCAGAGAAAAUUAAAGGCCGAGAAACCUAUAGAAACAAUGCUGAAGUUGCCAUAGAUUACAGUAUCUCUGAUCCUAUCGUCCGCUGGGAUUCCUACGAGAACUUCAACCUGCAGUAUGAGGACAGCCUGGAAGAUGUCUUACACACUCGGGGCCCUCUGGACGGAAGCCUGUAUGCACGGGUCAAGAAGAAAAGCGAGCUGAGUCACUUCUCCUCCAGCAAUGGCAGUCCAGGAAGCCUAGAGUCUCCACCACCGCAGGGAGGGCGUCUCCUGUCCAUCAGCAGUGACUCCGGACACUCCUCUAUGCUAACGGAGAAGGCAGAAGACAACACGCCUCCAUCCAGGCCUCAGCCCACACCAGCUGAGAAGGAAGAGUUGGAUCGGCUCUUGGGAGGCUUUGGCGUCCAGUCUCAGCAGCCAAGUGAGGGGUCCUGUUCUCAUUCAGUUUCCCCUCCUGCCACUAAAGAGAGAGAAACUGCCAUCUUAGAAGAUGAACUGUCAGAUGUCGGCCAGCCGGGAGGCUCUUUCUCCUACCAACCUCAACGUUCUGGCCUGGUCCGCCAUUGUUCUUGUCGCCUCGAUUACUGCUCCCACAGCCCUGAGAGACCCCGCAAUAUGUCCUAUUACAGGCCGGAAAGUGUUUUGGAGCGUCGGCAGCCCAUCCAUAACGGGGGGCACUCUCACCUGCACUCAGAGGGAUAUGAGGAGAAACGACGUGUGUUUCGUUCUCUUUCGGAGGGCCUACAGCCCCACACCUACCCCUACGGCCAUGAGCUGCUGCCUCCUCACAGUCCUAACCGGCGGGAGCCCAAUGAGCUGCUUAUCUUGGAGGACCAGCCUACCUUUUUAUGCCCAUGCCAAGAUUGCCAAGAAGCGGCGCGGGAAGAAUCAAGGCUGCCCCUGGCUUCCUUCUACAACUUACACCUGGAUCAGGAACCGGACUUCUGGGGGGUGGAAAGGCCACCCAUGCUUCAUCAUCCUCUCCACCGGGGUGGUCAGCCGGUGCCUAUUUUAAUGCCAGCCAGCUAUGGGCCCCAUUCCAUGCCCCAUCACCAGGCUUUUAACUUUGAGUCCAAUGUGAUGGCUACUCAUUUAGGCCAUGGGUAUUCAUCCCACCAGAGGCCCAAAGUAGCAGAAGAUAACCCAGAGGCAAUUGCUUAUCCUCGCUAUGGCUCAGCCUACCAUCCGGUUCCACCUGGAUACACCUGUGGCAGAGCCCCAGUCAAGUCCUGCCUCUCCCCCUACACCUCAGGGUAUUUGGGGUCUCCUCACUUGGGCUCCAUUUCACCAACCAGCCCGCUGUAUCCACCAGCCCGGAAGCAUGGAUUUGAACUCCCAGAGGGCAAUGAUGGAUACUUACUGUCACCAUCCACAGAACAACCAUGUGAGCUUCAAGACUGCAGGGAGGGCAUUCCCUGGCAGGACCUGCCCACCUCCCUACAACCUCACCGGCAGGAGGUCCGAGCUGCCUGUACAGAUGAGUCUAACUCUCCCAUGCCUGUGCACACCAGCAGUCCUGUAUUCAACAACAACAACAACAGCCCUGGAUCCCGCAAUCUCUGCCACAAGGCCGCCAGCCCCCUGGAGAACCUGCUCCAGUCCAACCUUGAGGAGCAAUCCUCUCCUGGAUACAAAAGAGCCCCUGAGAGAAUGACCUCAUCAGGCAACCCAUCCCAAAUCUUAUCCCCAAUGCCGGCUUUCGUGCACUUCCCUGCCUUCAGGCCACAAGCUAAUGGAGCCCCCCAGAGGCCGGGCCUCCAGGCGCCACAGCUGUGUUCUCGCAAUUACUGUGCUUCUAAUCCGCCACAUGGGCCUCCUUCAGCCCCUGCCAAGCACUCUCCCUUCCUGGAAAAGCAGCAGCAUCAAAAUGGCUCCGAUGCCUGUGGCCUUAGUGCUACGGUGUCGAUGCCCCGUGAGUUGCCCCCUCAAGACGCUCUGGGGCAUCAGCCAGGCCCUAUCAUGGAAAGACAGCCCCAGAGGCUCACGCCCAAGGAACCCUGCUCCAGCCAGCCCUCUCCUGGCUGCAGGACAGUCUCUGGUGCUCCAGCCUCGCCUACAACUCCGGCCAUCUACAAUGGGAGGUUGCAGAGUGAGCGAGAUGAACUGGACACAAAGGGCCUUCCCCACGGUCCCAACCUCAGCCCCUCUCUUGGGCCCUGCUCCCUCAGCAUCCAGCCCCCGGCACUCGGCAGUGGCAUCGCUGACAUGCAGGGCUCACCCACUCCGGCCUUCCCCAUUGCCACAGCCUACUACACAAGCAUGGAGGGUGGCUCUGGCAGCCGAGAGCAACCUCGGGAGCCCCAGCAGCCUCCCCUGCCUGAGAAACAUCACCUACUGGCCACCCGGACCUGGGAGAGGAACUCGCCACCGGGGCGUAGUCCAGGCUCUGCUCACCAUGUCACCUUUGCCCCUGGGGUGCCUGACGGCAGUGCCCCUGGCUCAGAUCUUCAGCAAGAGAAUCCGGUUAGCGUCAAAUUUGUCCAAGACACGUCAAAGUUCUGGUACAAGCCCCACUUGUCUCGGGACCAAGCCAUUGCUCUCCUGAAGGACAAGGAACCCGGCACUUUCCUUAUUCGGGACAGUAACUCCUUCCAGGGGGCCUAUGGUUUGGCUUUGAAAGUGAUAACACCUCCACCCAACAUAAUUAACCAUUCCACCAAAGGAGACCCUGCUGAGCAGCUGGUGCGCCACUUCUUGAUCGAAACAGGACCUAAAGGGGUGAAGAUCAAGGGUUGUAACAAUGAGCCCCAUUUUGGCAGCCUGCCAGCAUUGGUGUCCCAGCAUUCCAUCACCCCCCUCUCGUUGCCUUGCCAACUCCGCAUCCCAAGCAAAGAUCUCACUGAGGAAAGACCAGAGCUGGCCAUUCCCACCAAUAUGAGCACUGCGGCUGAUCUGCUGAAGCAGGGAGCAGCCUGCAGCGUGCUUUACCUGAGCUCUGUGGAAACAGAGUCCCUGACAGGGCCACAGGCUGUGGCGAAGGCGACCACCAGUAUCCUGGCUUCGACUCCCCAUGCUUCAGCCAGUACCGUUCAUUUCAAGGUGUCGGCCCAAGGCAUCACACUCACAGACAACCAGAGGAAGCUGUUUUUCCGGCGUCAUUAUCCGGUCAACAGUGUUACUUUCUGCAGCACAGAUCCUCAGGACCGCAGGUGGGCCAACAGGGAUGGCACUACGGCCAAGAUCUUUGGCUUUGUGGCCAAGAAACAAGGCAGCCCAUGUGAGAAUAUCUGCCAUCUUUUUGCUGAGUUAGAUCCUGAGCAACCAGCAUCGGCCAUUGUGAAUUUCAUCACCAAGGUUAUGCUGGGCACGCACCGUAGAUGAAGGCAGCUUGGCAAUUGCUCCAGGCCUCUCAUAUGCCAUCCUUCCUUCCUCCCCACCUUAGCUGCCUGUCUGGAUGCCUAUGAUGUUUUGUGGCAUCUCUGCAACAUGGGAACAGCAUGGCUAGCUCUACAGCGUUACUCAAAGUAGUCUUCUACCAUCUUCAUUUUAAUCUACUGUCUUAUUUCCACAACCCACUGACCAGGUGUAGUGGGGAAAGGGCCCACUUGAUCCCAACAGCUCAAGUGUGAUGUUUUAACAUUUAUCACUACCACAGAAAAACAGCCAGGAACUAAGAACACUACACAAUUCAUGGUAGUGUGCUGCUUCUGCUGUAAGCCAAGAUUUUAUAGUUAAGUGCAUUCUAAAGUAUCCAGGGUGGGAAGCAGUUUUGUACAGAUGAAGAAGAGAAAGAUUUAUCUAGCCGGUCACACUAAAUUUACUUGGAGGCACAUUUAAGAACCACCAGACUUCGUGGAAAGCAUAACCCUAGCCUUAACCCUAACCCUGAGCAAAAAGUAUCCAGUGGCCUUUCCUUCUACAAACAGCAUUGCUCCGGACAAGCAUUCCACUUUGUAAUGGAGAAAGAGGGCACUGGAGGUCCAAUAUUGUAUCUCCCUCCAAUAAGCAGAUUAGGCAUGACAGUCUUUAUUAGUAAAGCACAUCAAAUUCUAAAUCGUUUUCUUCUAUUAGACAAAGUGGUGCCAAGCUUGGUAUGAAGCAAUGAAUUAUUCGUGGAAUUACACCAGGUUCUAGCUGUAAAGUUUUUUGGGGGGAUUCUUAAAUGCAUAGUCUUUU